AUGGGGAGCUACAGGAUGUGCCUGUGCUUCACCCGCAGGUUCCCGUGGAAGGAGGCGCAACCGCCGGGGGAUGUGAAAGAAGCCUUCGCGGCCUACGCCGAGGGCGAUACUCGCAUGAACGCCGAGCAGCUCCUCCGCUUCCUCGUCGACGUCCAGGGCGACUCCCGUGCCACCGUCGCCGAUGCCGAGUUGCUCAUCGAGCAUUUCCGGCGUCUGAACCAUCGCUACCUCGCCAAGCUCUCCGGUUCUUUCCUCUCCCUCGAGGACUUCCACCGCCUCCUGUUCUCCGAGGAGCUCAACCCUCCCAUUCUUUCCCAGGUGAUCAUGCUCUACCUUCCCUCCUCUUCUCUCUCCCUCUAUCAUCGUUCAUCACUUGGAUGAUGCACUGCGGGGGAAGCACGAUUGUACCUGAUUUAACACUUGCCUUACUGAGGUAGUUGACUAUUGUGGUUGUCCAGUGGAAUAUCAAUCUGAAUUAUUGCUGGGCCUUUUCACCCAGGAUUUACCGGUUUCAGCCACGUAGGUGUCCAAGUGAGCAAUGUAGAAGGGGAAAGGGAGAGGUUGACUUUUUAUAAUUUGGGUGGGGGCCGGGUGGGGUUGUCUUUCAGACCAUGAAAGGCAAACGUUCUUGGAAUUGGCCGUGAAUAGGCUUAAUGUGCCUGUUUAGCUACUGAUGAGUAUUCAGUUGAUGUGUAUAAAACCAUUGACUCUUCAGCAUCCUAUAAGUUUCUGAAGUUCAAAAGAUUUCAUGUCUUUAUUUUUGUAGAAUUUAAGUAUCUGCAUCUUCUUGUAGUAGUUAUCACCAACAGUUUGUAUGAUGCUAGCAAUCCUGAUUAAAGAGGCCAGGUGACAAUGUGGUUGCCUUAUCUCUCAUACUACUGUUCUUGUCCUUUUAUUUCAGUAAUAAUAACUUAUCAUUAUUAUUUUUUAUUGGGAAUUGAGUAUGUUUUUUCAUCUUAUUGAUCACAUCCUUUAUUCCCUCUGUCCUGAUGUAUACUUUUGCGAUGUGUAAUUAAUUCGAGGCUAGAGAUCAUUUUUCUCUAGCUUCUUACAACACAGUGUACUUAAUAUUCUCCAUUCAAUAUUCUCUUCUCUGUCGUGACUUUUCAGCCCAACCAGUGGGUGUAUUCUUCUUGGGCACAAAUAUCCUUGAUGCAGACGGCAUCAAUCCUGAAGAUUAGCUAGCCCGAAGCAAUUACAGAUCAGAGUAAGAGAAUCCAGAAUUCCCAAACAGAUAAUGCAACAGACUGGAAUAGAGUCGAAAAAGCGAUUGUAUCUAGAUGUUUAGAGGCCUAUAAGUUUCCUUAAUGGUGAGACAUUCUAUUUCUGUCAGAAUCUUUAGAUAUGAGGACACAGAGAAGGUCUGAAGUUGAUCAAAACAGGAGAACAUGCCCCUUUCGACCUUUAUGAAGCUUUGCUUGCCUGUUUCUCAUAGAAGAUCACUCUGACACCGUUGGCUCUUCCUACCUUGGCUUUGAAUCUAUUUUUCUCUCAUCGUAAAUUCGGUAUGCUGCCAACUGGGACAUCAAAUAUAACCUCCAUUUGCUCUUUUUGUUACUAUGUUAAAGGAUACUGGAAGCUGUUCUGAUUUCCACGAUAAUAAUUCAGACACCAAGCUUCAUCUGAACGCAGCGAAGAGUUUCUUAAGAUAUAAGCCCGACGAAAGAUAAUGGCGCACGUUCUAGGUUUUCUUUUAACGUGCUGCCAAUGGGCAGCCAACUUGUGAAACCCCAUGUUAAGAUUUUAAGUACACCAGAUCAAGAAGAAGAAUAAUUAAAGAUGUCGAUUGAAUUGAAAGAAUCUGUUCAAAAUAUCCACGCAUGCCUGCAAGCUGACAUUAGAAGAUGCAGUGAUUCCUAGUUUACUUCAUCCUGGAGAAAAAAAGUGUAUCCCGUUUUGUGUGGCCUACUAUUGGAAACUUUGAAGGUGAAGGAUAGUUCUGAGACGCGAACAAUAUUUGUCUGUAUUUUUUCCUUUUAUAUUUGAUGGUUUCAAUUGCCGUUUGUUGACAAUGUAAGAGGUAGAUUGUUAAUGUGAUACCCUGACAUUGUCAUAUUUCUGCGUGCAGGUUCAUCAGGAUAUGACCGCUCCAUUGUCUCAUUACUUCAUUUAUACUGGUCAUAAUUCUUACUUGACGGGGAACCAACUCAGUAGUGACUGCAGUGAUAUUCCUAUCAAGAAGGCACUUCAAAAAGGUGUCAAAGUAAUUGAGCUAGAUAUUUGGCCAAAUUCUACAAAAGAUGGUGUUGAUGUUUGUCAUGGAGGGUAUGUUAUAACAAGGCGAUUUAUCCAAUUGAUGUCUUCUGGUUAACUCGGAUUUUUUCCUAAUUUUAUUAUCAUCUGUACGAUAUACAUUCUUUAAUAACAUAUUAAAAUGAUUUUAACAUGUCAUUAAAUGUUAAUAAGGUAUUUAUUGCUUUUUUUUUUCAAAUUCACAUUGUUGCGUAAAUUUAUUCUAACCUAAUUAAUAUAUUUGACUUGCGUUAUCUUUGAUGGAGUUAUGAACCGCCACGUCAACUUUGGUGCAGAUAUUUCGACUUUCAGUAUUUUUUAUCUGAAAAUCAGUUUAGGAUGGAAUUGCAUAACUAUCAGAAAUACGGAUAUCAGGUCCUUUUAUUUACUUAACAAAAGUUGCUAACUCGCCCCUUUUUUUUGGGUACUUGGGAGCCGAAAUUUUAACAUUAUCAAAUAUGCACUAAUUUCUACAUUAUUGUAUGAUGAAUUAAUUUACCAAGAACGGCUCGUUUCCCAAGUUUUUAUUUUUAACAGAUUUUCCUCAUUUUCCAUGAUGUUUCAGCCGGCAACGUUUUUGCUUUUGAUGAGACAGUAUUGAUUUAUUUACUACUGUAGGUACCUUAUGCAGAAGUUGCGCAGGUUUUCUAUGUUGAUAUUUUUUCAUUAAACAGCAGCAAAACUCCUCUUUUCUCAUUUCAUUUAGUGAUAUGGGUUUUUUUUUGUAUGCCAUAGGACCCUGACUUCUCCGGUUGAACUCAUCAAAUGUCUUAGGACAAUCAGCGAUAAUGCUUUUGUUACUUCUCAAUACCCUGUUAUUAUAACCCUAGAGGAUCAUCUCACUCCCGACCUUCAAGCUAAAGUUGCGAAGGUGAUUUUAUUAUCACCAUUGAAUUUCUGUAUUCCAUUCUAAGCCUGGCAGAAUUUCAUAUAUGAUUUUAUUUUUUUAUGCUCUAGAUGGUCACUCAGACGUUUGAAGAUACCCUAUAUUACCCGAAAUCAGAAUUUCUGAAUGAAUUCCCGUCACCAGAAGCUUUGAAGAGGCGAAUAAUUCUUUCAACAAAGCCCCCAAAAGAGUACCUAGAGUCUGAGCUUUCAAAGGAUAAAGAUGGAGAGUCUGAGGGAGAAUCAUGGGGGAAGGAGAUUGCAGACUUAAAAUCUGAGCUUCAGUAUGAUGAUAAGGUCUUACUUGAGAUCUGGUGCUCUCUUCUUUGUUCAGUCUUCUGUGCUAAACUUUCCCAGGUUGAUCUUCUCUCCGACAGGACGAUGAACAUGAUCAUGAACAUGAUGAAAAAGAUAUCAAUAUCGAAGACGAUGAUGAUACAAAAAUGCUCCGGAAUUCAUCGCCUGAAUAUAGACAACUAAUUACUAUCACUGCCGGGAAGCCCAAGGGUGGUCUGAAAGAGGCAUUGAAAGUGGAUCCUAACAAGGUCAGGCGUCUUAGUCUGAGCGAGCAAGAACUCGAGAGGGCCGCAAGAUCCUACGGUAAAGAUAUAGUAAGGUACUGAACAUGGCAUUGCUGUGAAUUGCCUUAUUUCUUCCUCAGAUGUUCAGGCUCUCGCCACUUUUUAUAAGAUUUGAAAGCAAAUUCAUAUAAAUCCUGAGAAGAUGCAAGAUACAUGUUCUACAGAUUGGCCGUAUGAUUCAAGAAAACAUGACAGAUUGGCCGUAUGAUUCUUCUUUAAAACAUGAUUAGUUAUAUCUGUGGUACCGUAAAUUGUUCAUGCCUUUGAGGCGACUUAUUGGAAAGUUGGAGGCUUGGAACCGCUUUGAUUCUUUGAGCUUUGAAGUCUAUGAAUCCUUGGUUUUCAGAUUCACUCAGAAGAAUUUGCUUAGAAUAUAUCCAAAGGGUACUCGCGUCAACUCAUCAAACUACAACCCACUGAUCGGGUGGAUGCACGGAGCUCAGAUGGUUGCAUUCAAUAUGCAGGUUUUCUCCGGUCCUCUGCCCAAAAUUAUAAAUUUUUUUUGACUUUUGCUCACAUCUAUCCCAACCCCUUGGUUAUCCUCGGUUUCUCAUCUUGUCAUAAAAAUGUAUGAACAAGCGCAAAUCUGCAGGAUGAUUGCUGUUUAUAGGCGCUUGCCAUCCAAUGGAUCUGUUCUUAAUCGUACUAUUGUCUCUGUAGUUCAAAGCUUUCUUCUUUACUGAACCCACCCUUCUCUCUCUCUCUCUCUCUCUCUAAUCAACAAGAGAGAGAAAGAAAGAGAGAGAGAGGAAGAGAGAGAGCAGUGAUUUGAAUUGAUGUAUCUCUUAUCAGCCCUCCUGAUUCACGGACAGGGAUAUGGGAGGUCUCUCUGGCUGAUGCAGGGCUUUUACAGGGCCAACGGAGGUUGCGGGUUCGUUAAAAAACCCGACUUCCUGAUGAAUGUCGGGCCGAACGGCGAAGUCUUCGAUCCCAAAGCGUGGUUGCCGGUCAAGAAAAUCUUGAAGGUGAGAAGUAGCCGGCGACUUCGCGGAAAUAAAAGGUUUCCAUCCCACCUCGCCUCCUCAUAUUUGAAUCUUUAUUCUUGGAACAGGUCAAAGUGUACAUGGGCGAUGGUUGGCGCCAGGACUUUAAGGAUACGCACUUUGACUUGUACUCUCCACCGGAUUUCUAUGCAAGGGUGGGUACAGAAAACAGUCAACCCAUUCCUCUUUCAACCUGGUUCUGCGCUUCUCUCUCUCUCUCUCUCUCUCUCUCUCUCUCCUCUCUUUCUCUCUCUCUUAGAUAGAAGGGGCUUUAGAGGGCUGACAGCUUGGGUACUGCAGGUGGGGAUAGCUGGAGUGCCGGCCGACAACCUGAUGAAGAGGACGAGGGCGAUAGAGGACCACUGGGCGCCGGCGUGGGAGCAGGAGUUCACCUUCCCGUUGACCGUCCCGGAGCUCGCCCUGCUGCGGGUCGAGGUCCACGAGUACGACAUGUCGGAGAAGGACGACUUCGGCGGUCAGACCUGCCUGCCGGUUUCCGAGCUGAGACCCGGGAUUAGGGCUGUCCCUCUCUACGACCGCAAGGGCACCAAGUUCAGCUCCGUGAGGCUUCUCAUGCGUUUCCAAUUCCUCUGA
Molecule: messenger RNA, 5275 nt
Organism: Spirodela intermedia
Lineage: Eukaryota; Viridiplantae; Streptophyta; Magnoliopsida; Alismatales; Araceae
Source: the annotation of a GenBank genome assembly